This is a messenger RNA of Capsicum annuum, 625 nucleotides long. Its product is annotated as lipid phosphate phosphatase epsilon 2, chloroplastic-like. The transcript has 3 exons. Gene Ontology annotation, cellular component: intracellular membrane-bounded organelle; endoplasmic reticulum membrane. Bases 61 to 399 code for a protein of 112 amino acids. The record is from RefSeq and is a predicted model, not a curated record. Gene Ontology annotation, biological process: lipid biosynthetic process; protein N-linked glycosylation. Lineage: Eukaryota; Viridiplantae; Streptophyta; Magnoliopsida; Solanales; Solanaceae. Gene Ontology annotation, molecular function: dolichyldiphosphatase activity.
GUACAGAGUAAGUGGCUGGUGGCUAUAGUUUACGGUAUUAUCUUGCUCUGGAGACAUGAUAUGGAUGCACUAUGGGCUACUUCAGGUGGAGUUCUCAAUGCCUAUCUCUCAACUGCACUUAAGGGGAUACUUAACCAUGAACGUCCCGUUUCAACAUUAAGAUCAGAUCCUGGCAUGCCUUCUUCACACGCUCAGUUGAUCUUCUACUCAGUUGCAUUCUGUAUCAUCUCAAUGGUUAAAUAUAUGGGGUUCAAUGGAAUAACUGCAGUCACUGGUGUGCUCAUCUUUGCAAUGGGCUCAUACUUAUCAUGGUUACGAGUUUCGCAACGACUUCACACGUUAAAUCAAGUAAUCGUGGGUGCAGUAUUAGGAUUCUGUUUUUCCAUUUUCUGGUUCUGACUGUGGGAUGCUAUUGUCCUCAAGGCAUUUAUUGAGCACUUUUGGGUUCAGAUUGUAACUUUUGUUGGUGCAGCUGGUUUUUGUGUUGGUUUUCUUCUAUGUGUGAUUCGUAAUUGGGUUAUUGAAGACCCGCAUUGAUUCUAUACAGUGUGUUUACAGGAUUCAGACAUACACACAACAUCGAUUAUUCAUAUAGCAAUUGAAAUAAUCAAGAUAUUUUCUCAAA